Pichia membranifaciens NRRL Y-2026 is the source of this 2703-nucleotide messenger RNA. RefSeq lists its product as hypothetical. NCBI's taxonomy places the organism in Eukaryota, Fungi, Ascomycota, Pichiomycetes, Pichiales, Pichiaceae. The record is from RefSeq and is a predicted model, not a curated record. Bases 88 to 2601 code for a protein of 837 amino acids. The transcript is spliced from 5 exons.
AAGAAACAGCGGCGUUCAAAGUCGUUCACCGGGUGCUACACUUGCCGUAGGCGAAAGAUUGCGUGCGAUUUGGGGAGACCGUCGUGCAUGAAGUGCAAGAAGUCCGGGUUUGUAUGCGAAGGGUACGACGUCAAGUUGAGGUGGUCCCAGCCGAUCGAGUUUGACAAGUACGGGUACCAGCUGCCGUCGAAGCCGAACCAGGAAACGGAGUACUGUCAGCGACGGUCGAUUGAGUACGUUCAGUACUCAGACAGGGCUGCUUACAAAUAUUACGACGAGAUGGACACAGACUUGGCGAGCUUGCACAACCGACACUUGGAGUCCAAGGGCCUGGCGACCGUGAUCAAGGGCCAUUUCGGCGUGUUCCGAGGAACGAAGCUCACGCCAAAGAAGAAGAGGCGACGGGUCAACGAACGGGCCGGCGAGAAGCAGGCCACCAAAGGUACCAGCCUGCAGAGCGCCAAACGGAAGAAGUUGUCCGACCUCACGCCCAUCCCCGGGACACAAUUCAAGCCAGCUAAGAAAAACCAGAACUUUCUGUAUCCUCAAAACGUUUCCACGUCUACCAUGCCGAACUCCGGCCAGUUUGACGGCACCAAGCAGGGCAACUCUAUGGGUAACGAAUGGCUUAGUACGGAGCUUCUUGACGCAGCGUUAUUGACCGCCUCUGCUUUGAACGGUGAUACCCAUUUUCUAGAUAUGUUUGACCUCGACAACUCAAACGCGCUCCAUAACAAUAACGUUAUCAAUCCUUUGGGCAGUUCUGGUGACUCGGGCUCCCAUCAUGGUUCUCACCAUAAUCCCUCACACUCAUCAACAACUGAUCUUUUCUCGGACUCUGUGCCCGACAAAAUGUUGCACCUGCUCUUCCAAGGUAGAAAUGUGAUGGACGUGCCCAAAGAUCCUCAACACAUUGUUCCAACAACAAAUCUGAACAAUAAAUUCAAGGGAAUCAAUCAACCUGUCAUUGGCAAUGAGAUCAAAAUACAUGCUUCUACCGGUAUCAAAAUGCCCAAAAAUAUAAUGGAAAUUCUAGAAACAACACCAUUGCCGAAAUCCUUAGCUAUCGAUAAGUUUGGAAUACCAACCACAUCGCUAAAUGUUCACCCUAUGGCAAGGUAUCUAUUAAAUUACUAUAUCGAAGACGUUGCGGAUAUGAUGACUGUCAUACCGUUGGCUAAAAAUCCUUGGAAAUUCAUUUACUUUCCUCGUGCGUUGAUGGCUGUUGGUGAACUUGCCUCCUUGGGUCGUACUUCAAAUGCCAGAAAUGGUUUGUUGAAUGCAUUGCUUGCUGUCAGUGCUUUCAAUUUACAAAGCAAAUUUGUACGUGGCAGUGACGAGAUGAAAUAUUAUGUCGAUCUUGGGAUCCAAUUAAGAAGGCAAGCCAAUGAAUUUGUUGAUAGAUGUAUGGAAGAAGAUAUUUUAUCGCAGAAGUACAAAGACGUCCUUGUGGCAGUAUUGUCAAUGGUCACAAUCGAUGUGGUUUGGGGAACUAUGUCUUCAUGUAAAAUACAUUUGGAUCAUUGUGAAAAGAUUAUUGAGAAGAAAAUGUUACAUAAAAAAAAGUUGUCCUCAAAAGCAAUCAUUCUACAUCGAAUUUUCAGUUCAUUGAAGCUAAUUCAGGAUUCAACCAGUUUGGAAAACAUUCAAAAAUCAGAAAUCUUUUUGAACGAGAAAAAUUACAAAAACUUUCUUACUGGUUCCAAACCCACAAAAGAACAAUUAGAUGAAAUAAACAAAGACAACUUUCGGGGAAUUUUUAGAGGAAAGUAUAAUGAAAAGAUCACUGAUAAUGGUAAAGUCAGAAUUGAGUUCAUAGUUAACAACGAGGAGAGCAAUUUGAAUAAUGAGCAGUUCGAUGCGAAUUCAGAUAUACCUGCUUUUGUGGAUAUCACCAGAACCAGUUUUAAACCAUCUAAAAACAAAUUGGAAGAUAAAGUGGUCUCUUCCGAUGCAAUUUACGGUUUACCAAACUCUUUAAUCUUGAUGUUUGGUGAAAUUGUUCCAUUGACGAGGUUCAAAAAAUAUCAUGAAGAUCACAACAUUAUGCUCCCUUCCUUUUUUGACGAAUUGGCCACUCAGUUAGAGUUUAAACUGUUGACAUGGAAACUAGAAUGGACACUUAUAGUGGAGGACGAUAACGGGUCCAGUAUUGGGGACUCUGUAGAUGAAGAUAAACGUCAGUUCAUAUCACCAAGACACGAAGGUAUAUAUCACCAUGUGAUGUCUUUUUACCAUGCCCUUAUCAUUUACUUUUAUCGCUUCAUCGAAGACGUUAAUCCGAUGUACCUGUUAGAGAGAAUCGAAAAAGUUCUACACCAUUUGAACAAAAUUCAAGACAUUCUUGAAAAUAAUAAAGAAACUUCAUACAUUAUUCCUUUAUUUUGGCAAGGAUUUAUUGCAGGCAGUGAAGCGAUGACUCUGUAUCUACAAAACGGAUUCAACAAAUGGGGCCAGGAUAUUGCUCAGACAGGAAUUGGAACAUAUUGGAAUGCCAGACAAAUUAUGCUCGAGAUAUGGCGUCGUAAAAAUCACAACGUGAAGAACAAUAGUUGGGUUGAUGUUCUUCGUGACUGGAAGACUAAUGUGAUGUUGACUUAAUUUUUGCUACAAUCGAACUUAGCUUGUAUAUUAGUGAAAAGUAUUAUUAAUUCGGAAACUCUAAUGUGUAAAAAGAAACGCGUAGUUCAAGCAAUCGCUUAC